Molecule: messenger RNA, 1053 nt
Organism: Ceratotherium simum simum (southern white rhinoceros)
Lineage: Eukaryota; Metazoa; Chordata; Mammalia; Perissodactyla; Rhinocerotidae
Product: olfactory receptor 7G2-like
Biological process (GO): G protein-coupled receptor signaling pathway
Cellular component (GO): membrane
Molecular function (GO): olfactory receptor activity; G protein-coupled receptor activity
Source: RefSeq, a predicted model, not a curated record
AUGCACCUGCGACACAAUACUUCCUGGGUAGAUGUGGAUGUAUCAUCACUUGGCACAAGAUUUUCCAUAAGAUUAAUCAACAACAUCGAAUCCAGAAAUCACACAGAAGAUACAGAAUUCUUUCUCCUGGGAUUGACAGGUGAUCCAGAACUGCAGUCCCUCAUUUUCAGCCUGUUCCUGUCCAUGUACCUCGUCACCAUCCUAGGAAAUCUCCUCAUCAUCCUGGCUGUCAGCUCUGACUCCCACCUCCACACCCCCAUGUACUUCUUUCUCUCCAAUCUGUCCUUUACUGACAUCUGUAUAAGCACAACCACAAUCCCAAAGAUGCUGCUGAACAUACAAGCACAGAAUCAAGGCAUCACUUACACAGGCUGCCUCACCCAGAUUGUCUUUGCCCUGGUUUUUGGAGUAUUUGAGAAUUUUGUCCUUGCAGCAAUGGCCUACAACCGGUAUGUGGCCAUUUGUCAUCCACUCAUGUACAUGGUCAUCAUGAACCCCCGACUCUGUGUCCUGCUAAUUCUUCUCUCUCUGUCUCUUAGCAUUGUGGAUGCUUUGCUCCACAGUCUGAUGGUGUUACGGCUAUCCUUCUGCAAAGACCUGGAAAUCCCUCACUUCUUCUGUGAACUUGCUCAGCUCCUCAAGCUUGCCUGUUCUGAUACACUCAUCAAUAACAUCAUGGUAUAUUUUGGAACUAGUGUAUUUGCUGGGAUUCCUUUGUGUGGAAUCAUUUUCUCUUAUACUAAGAUAGUCUCCUCCAUUUUGAAAAUGCCAUCAGUGGGAGGAAAGUAUAAAGCUUUUUCCACCUGUGGGUUUCACCUCUCAGUUGUGUCCUUAUUCUAUGGGACAGGUUUGGGUGUGUACAUUAGUUCUGCCCUCACUAACUCUUCCAGGAACACUGCCGUGGCUUCAGUGAUGUACUUUGUUGUCCCUCAAAUGCUGAACCCCUUCAUCUAUAGCCUGAGGAACAGGGACAUGAAAGUAGCUUUCAGAAAACUCAUCAGCAAGAUACUAUUGGCUUUUCAGGAGUCUAUUGUCCAAUUUCCACAUAUUUGA